Molecule: messenger RNA, 1306 nt
Organism: Pseudoliparis swirei
Lineage: Eukaryota; Metazoa; Chordata; Actinopteri; Perciformes; Liparidae
Gene: tmem38a
Product: transmembrane protein 38A
Exons: 4
Coding region: 388-1002 (204 amino acids)
Biological process (GO): potassium ion transmembrane transport
Cellular component (GO): membrane
Molecular function (GO): potassium channel activity; identical protein binding
Source: RefSeq, a predicted model, not a curated record
UUCCAUCAAACCUCCACCGCGCUGUGGCGCAGUGACGUCAUGUGUUAACUCGACGAUGAACACCAAGGACAAACCUUCUUCUUCUUCUUCUUCUUCUUCUUCUUCUUCUUCUUCUUCUUCACUUCCAGCAGCUGACGUCGACGGCGUCUAAUCCACCAUCAACUGGCACGGACCGCACAUGAUAUAGAUGAAGAUGAAGAUGAAGAGGAUGAAGAUGAGGCUGUGCAGAUGAGUGGUAUUAAUAGGAGGGCUUCAGCGUCACAGGCUUUCUUUCCACGCGGGUCUCUGGUGGUCCAGGUCUGGGGGGCUUCACAAUCCGGACUGCGCAGUCGGAAUAAUAAUUGGAAGGAGCCGAACUCCCCGUGACGUCAGCAACAGGCUCGCAGCAUGGAAGUGUUGGCAGCUCUGAAUUUGGGCGAUUUUGCCCAAAUUUUCUCCAAGAUGGGAAUGUUCCCGGUGUUUGACCUCGCGUACUACAUCGUGUCCAUCCUCUACCUCAAGUACGAGCCAGGUCAGUGCGCACACGUGCUUUUGUUUGUUUGUUGUUGUUGUUCACAUUGCAGCUUUCCUCUCGGUCUAUUUCCAUCUGCAGGCUCCGGCGUGGCUCUCAUUUCCAACUUCGAGCAGCUGCUGCGUGGCGUGUGGAGGCCGGAGAGCAACGAGGUCCUCAACAUGUCCUUCCCCACCAAGGCCAGCCUGUACGGCGCCGUGCUCUUCACCCUGCAGGAGGCUCAGUGGCUGCCGGUGUCCAAGAGCACCCUCAUCCUCGUCUUCACCCUCUUCAUGGCCACCAGCAAGGUGGUGAUGACGGCCCGACACUCUCACGGCUCCCCCUUCACCCUCGUCGAGUCCUGGGUUUCCCACCUGCUGUUCGGUUCCCCUCUGGGUGGGUCUGAGGAAGACCACCACCACGCUCCGGCCGCCGCUCCACCUUCACCUCUGAAAACCAAGGAGGAGCUGAGCGAAGGCGUCCGCAAGAGGAAGGCCAAGAAGGCCGAGUAGUGACCACUGAUGAUGAAGAGGUGGGACCCCCCUUCAGUGUGAGGUUCCUCCCACUGAGACCGACCCGGACCAGGACUACAGAUCACAUGGUCCACCCCGAGCCGGAACAUCUGAUCCGGUUCAGGACCUCAACACGCCAGCAGCUGGUUCCAGAUGUUUGACUUUCUUUAAGUCCACCAAACAGGUUCCGCAAGAAAUAUAAAAUACUAAAUAAUCUGACUGUCGAUCCGACGUCAACAUGCAAGUGGAGCGUCAGAACGCUGCUCGCCACUUCCUGUCUUCAAAUAAAAUCCAGAGAAACGUG